Molecule: messenger RNA, 10166 nt
Organism: Stegostoma tigrinum
Lineage: Eukaryota; Metazoa; Chordata; Chondrichthyes; Orectolobiformes; Stegostomatidae
Gene: smad10a
Product: SMAD family member 10a
Exons: 14
Coding region: 108-1892 (594 amino acids)
Biological process (GO): SMAD protein signal transduction; regulation of transcription by RNA polymerase II; anatomical structure morphogenesis
Cellular component (GO): heteromeric SMAD protein complex
Molecular function (GO): RNA polymerase II cis-regulatory region sequence-specific DNA binding; DNA-binding transcription factor activity, RNA polymerase II-specific; I-SMAD binding
Source: RefSeq, a predicted model, not a curated record
UGUUUCUUUGUAGAAGAACGGUGAUUCUUAACAGAUAAUACUGGUGAUUAUAGAACCUUGUCUAAGCUACACUUGUUUCCUGGCUUGCUACAGGAGCAAGCUGCGCCAUGUCUUUGAACCCUCCCACCAGCAAUGACGCAUGCCUGAGCAUCGUGCACAGUCUGAUGUGCCAUCGACAAGGUGGUGAGAAUGAGACCUUUGCUAAACGUGCCAUUGAGAGUUUAGUGAAAAAGCUCAAAGAAAAGAAAGAUGAAUUGGACUCACUGAUUACAGCUAUUACAACCAAUGGAGCACAUCCCAGCAAAUGUGUUACAAUCCAGCGGACCCUAGAUGGAAGACUACAAGUCGCUGGCAGGAAAGGUUUCCCUCAUGUGAUCUAUGCCCGACUCUGGCGCUGGCCAGAUUUGCAUAAGAAUGAGCUAAAGCACGCCAAAUUCUGCCAGUUUGCCUUUGACUUAAAAUAUGACAGUGUGUGUGUCAACCCGUACCAUUAUGAGAGGGUUGUCUCUCCUGGAAUUGGUGUCAGUCUUCAGAAUACAGCUCCUCCUACUCGUUUGGUGAAGGAUGAAUUUGUGCAUGAGUGUGUGCAACUUGAUAGACCACAAGUCAUGUCGCAUGCUGAAGAACAUAGGCUUGAGCCAGUCAAACACCCAACUAACGCACGACCAUCUUCUGAAACCUACGUACAGCCCCUCCCAGCUCCAGUACUUUCCUUGCCAGAGACUUCCAGAGCCACUGUGCACAGCUUUCCCAGCAUUCCAAUGUCAUCUCCUCCUGCCAACAAUUCUCUCAUUCCUAUGAAUCCCAGUGAGGGUUUAUUACAGAUUGCUCCAUCACUGCAACAGAUGGCACCUCCCCCAACUCCACCUCCCCCUCCUCCUGUGCCCCCCAAUCCAUCUCAGCAAAAUGGAUAUCCACCACCAAAACAGCCUUAUCAGAAUACAACAGCAACUUGGACAGGCAGCAGCACAGCUGCUUAUGCACCGAACAUGGUGCCCCAGCAAAAUGGGCAUGGGCACCAUCAAGCAGCAGUGCACCAUGCCAGCCAUUACUGUCAGGCAUCACAGUCAGCAGUGAUACCCUUCCUCUUGCGUCACACUGCCUCAGCCUCUCAACCACGCACGCCACACAAUGGCUCUUCACAUCACAAUGGAGCAUCCUAUCAACAGUCGCUGUCCAACCAUCCAGGCCCCGAGUUCUGGUGUUCAAUCACAUACUUCGAAAUGGACAUGCAAGUGGGAGAGAUGUUCAAAGUUCCCUCUAGCUGUCCAGUAGUGACGGUUGAUGGCUAUGUGGAUCCUUCAGGAGGAGAUCGCUUCUGCCUAGGCCAGCUUUCCAAUGUACAUCGAACUGAUGCCAGCGAGAAGGCCAGAUUGCAUAUUGGUAAAGGCAUCCAGCUUGAGUGCCGUGGUGAGGGCGAUGUCUGGAUGCGCUGCCUCAGUGAUCAUGCUGUAUUUGUACAAAGCUAUUAUCUGGACCGAGAGGCAGGCCGUGCACCUGGAGACGCUGUACAUAAAAUUUAUCCUGGGGCAUACAUCAAGGUGUUUGAUUUGCGUCAGUGUCACAGACAGAUGCAGCAACAGGCGGCCACAGCACAGGCAGCAGCAGCAGCUCAGGCCGCAGCCGUAGCUGGGAACAUUCCAGGCCCCGGCUCUGUGGGAGGCAUUGCUCCAGCAGUUAGUCUUUCUGCAGCUGCAGGGAUAGGCGUUGAUGACCUGAGGCGUCUUUGCAUCCUCCGACUGAGCUUUGUAAAGGGCUGGGGACCAGAUUAUCCACGGCAGAGCAUCAAACAUACCCCCUGCUGGAUAGAGGUCCAUCUGCACCGGGCAUUGCAGCUUCUGGAUGAGGUCCUGCACACUAUGCCCAUUACUGACCCAGGAUCUGUUAACUGACACCAGUCACCAUCCUAGCGUUGUCCUCCUCUUCCUCUUAAUUAUUACAAAACUUGUAAACUGCUCACUUGAACCUGGGACAACAGCAGUCAAGAUAGACUGAUGCAACAUAACUUUAUUUUUAUAUGUUUUAUCUUAUUGCUUAUUGACCAUUUUCAUAAAAUCAUGGUCAUGAAAAAUUCACACUACAACCAAAUUGGAGGUGCUUUUGGAACUUACUGCCCUUACCUCUAUAAAAUGUAUUUAUUUAGUUUUCUAAUUAGGAUUUGCAACAAAUAAUUCAGCAACAGGAGAACUGGUUCUAAUUCAAUUCCUCAUGCAGAAUUUAACCCCGAUCUUUCUCUGAUUUUGGAUUUCCUGUAUAACCGGUUUAUCGGGACAAGAAUCUUCAAACUGUUUUUAGACUUCUGCCUGAACAGUAGAUACUUUGACUUUUAUUUUCAAGAACUUAAGCCCAGUUGAUCUGUUAUCACUCAAUGUCACUGUAUUGUGCCACAAUCUAAAGCUAGAGGUGAAAUUGCUGAGGUUUGUUUUAACUAUUUGAUCAAAUAAUAUAGUACGACAUGAUAUGCUGCACAUAUUUUCCUGACUGAAGUCUUCACGUGGCCAGGUAAGAGUAUUUCAUUGUCUGCUGGACUCACUUGCAGAGCAGACAGAGGAUGAAUAGUUUGAAAGCUGCUCCAUUGCCUUUAGCAAAUUGCUUUCUGCAUCUUUCACCAUCUCUCAUUGAAAUAUGAGGCACUGGAGCCCAUCUAGUUCUUUGUCGUUCACUUUUCUUAAUCAAAAUUUCAGGCUUGAGGAUAAAUUUGAAGACAUGUUUGGCUGGAUCGUUUUGACUAACUCUGCAGCAAAGAUUUGUUAUUUAUUGCAAUAACAAUAUUUGCAAAGCCUUGAAGGCCCUACCUCAAGCACAGUUAUCUCAUUUAGGUUCCUGUAAAAGAAGAAGGUUCAACUGUCAGCCUUGGUAAUUUUCAUUUAGGUUCGAUUGGAUUGUGAAUGACUGUAAGCUGAGAUAUUACAAAUUCUUAAGAUCUAACAGUCUUUUGUCAUACUACCUGUUCUAGCUUUACUCCCUAUGGUUUGAGCUUUUCAACAGCCUAACAUUGUAGAGUUAUACAGCAUGGAAACAGACCCUUUGGCCCAACUCGUCCACGCCGAUCAGAUAUCCUAAAUUAAUCUAGUCCCAUGUCAUUUGAAAGUUGUAUUGUAAUUCACGGCGUUCUUAAUCGAACAAUGGGGGGGCCAAGAAGUCGUGUUUCUACAUGACUAAAUACACAGUUUUAAUGCUGAUGUGCCAUUGUAACUUCUCUGAACGUAGCUUAGAAAAUUUUGAACUGGCUCUGACACUCAUGCAGUGGCAGAAUGUAGCUGUCUUGCACAUCUGGUUUUGUUUUUAUCUGGAUUCACUUCUAUUUUGGUUCCUUUGUAAAGUCAAACUUGUAGUCAGUACAUGGCCUUUGUGAUCUGUGUGCUACAUACCCACUGUAGACUUGCCUGCCACCUUAAUGCAGAAUCAUUGUUGCACCAUUCGGUACAGGCUCUAUAUACAGCUAGCAUUUGAUUUGAUCAAAAUGUCCUUAUUCCUCCCAACUGCAGCUUCAUCCAGAGCUGUCUGUGCUGCUAGCCACUAGUGACUCCCUCUUCAGCUGACUGCAAGUUGGGGCUCAAGUUGUGAUUGUCAUCUUGCUGCCACUUACUGUCUCUGUUCAUUUAUACACAUUGAUGUCUGUCACAAAUGGCUAUAGAAUCAAGAUGCUCGAGGGCUGCUGUCUUCAGGCAGAGGAGAAAGUAGCAACCAAAACAUUGAGUUAGAUUCAAGCAACUGGAUGCUGUAAAUGUAAUCUAUGUGUGAUAUUUACUCUAUGACUGAGGAUUCUCUUGAUCGUGAUAAACAUGAGAUUUCUAUCAUACUCUUGGAAGUAGAGUUCCUAAGAAGAAUACCAAUCACACUGAAGUGGAGUAAUGAGCAAGUUCAGUCAUCGAAUCUGCUCUGAGCUCCUCUUGUCCUCUCCUGGCAAUACAAGUGUUGAACCUCUUAACUUCCAAAGAAUCUUAAUUGUGAUAUUUGUCUGAUUUCUUUGGACAGUGAAGUGGGAGCUCUGUGGAGUACGUAAAACAUGGUGUAACCAAUGCUGAAUGGGGCAGUGCAGUGGGAGCUGCGUUUCACUUAGGUAUGGCACUAGUUAAGUUUUGAAUAGGACGAAGUAAGAAGUGUUACUUGCUGUACUUUUUGCAGUGCUGAAUGGGAAAGUAAGUGUCUUGUCUUGCUGUGCAUUGGCAAUACCGUGGCAUAUUCUCCAGUAACCCCAUUCUGGUGGCACAGGGACCAAUCCUCACCAUCACCUGCUUCCUGUAGCAAAAUUGCAUUGUCUGCAUUUCAUCAGAGGUGCUGGGUUUUUUCUCAACUAGGCCGCCUUGCAUUCUGUCCCAGUCCAUCCUUUUGUAGGAUUCUCUGUCAAGCUGUGUGUGGUAUGGGAGAGGGAGAAGGGACUGCUCGCUAAGUCUCACUGCAUUCGUUAUCAAUCUGAGAAGGAACUCACUAAUUCUGGCCCCCGGAGUAUUUACGCUGACAGCCCCAUUCCUCCCCCUGCCCCCGCCCAGAAAAAAAUCAGGGUUCUCCACACUUUGUUAUCUCGGAUUCUCCAGCAUCUGCAGUUCCCAUUAUCCUUGUGCUCGCUGAUGUCUCAUCUUCCAAUUGGGUAUAAAUUCUGAUCCUCAAGUUCCCUAUUCAUAUCCCUGAUAUUUCCUGAUUAACUGUUUUUCCCCCCCACCCCUGGUUUGUAUAUUCAGAUUCUUUCUGUUCUUGCCAUGCCGUUGGACCAUAUACCAUCAUUCCUCCUGUUAUCCUCUUAGCACAAGCUUCUGCCUCCCCAGCCCUUCACCAUGACCUAUCUGGGGCUUGCACCCUAAUAACCUGUGCUGAUAUUUUAUCUUUUCCCAGCCACUCUCCCACUUUGAAGGAUAAACCCUUAUCCUUGUAUUCUCCAGGCAUGCGGACUGUCAAACUCAUGAAUACUGCUGCAGGUGGUGUUGGAGUUCUGCAUCCUACCACCCCGACUCCCCCUCCAAUGACCUUAGGCACUUUGAAUUCUACACUGCAGAAAACUUGCUAAGUUAUGGAAUUCUUUCAGUCGUGACAAAAAUUUGUGUAGAACUCAGUCGGUUUAGUGGUUAGACUUUGUAUUGUAACAUUGAAGUGUCAGCUGAGGUGCAGUCUCUGGCAGAGAUUUACUAUUAAACACCUGGCUAUCCUCCACCCAUUUCAGAAAAACCUUGCCAAAGAUUGAAAGCAGUUUCAGGAGUUUGAAACUCCCAAGUGUUCUUUGGAACUUGAUGACCAACGUGUUGGCUUAUUCUUGUGGGGAUAUCUGACCAAGUGUGACUUGUAUUUGGCCAUCUGUGAGUGGGUGUACCGCUGUAUUUUGAUUCCUCUGCAGCCUUGCAUUGCAGAAGUUGAACUGGGUCGUUAUUUCUUGGUUGUUGUCAGUUACCCAGAGGAUGUCAAACUCAGGAUCACAAUGGGACUUCCACGCUGGACAAAGAACAAUCAAUGUGAUCUUUGUCGUGAAUAAAUUCAAGAACACUCUUUCAAAUAGGGAUCUCUGAAUGGUGUUUGUUGCCCAGGAUGAAUGUACAGUACAGCUGUCCUGAAAAUGUGAUCAUGCUCCUCUGGUCAGUGCAAUGCAGAAUAAUGCGCCUUACCGGAUGUUUUUCCUGGCACUAUUCGCACCAUGUCAUGGCUCCAGUUCUGUUUGCAAAGAUUGUGACACAGGAGCACGUACCCUAUUCAGGAAUCUGAAAAGGUUUAAGAAUCCCACACUGAUCACAACAGCUACUGGGUAACUGGAUGAUUGCUGAUGACUGAGCUCUCCGUAUGCUUGAGGGAAUGUCCAGCUGCUUGCUGACAGAUCACUUUUCCCAGCCCUCAGAGUUGUGUUAAGAGACACACUAUAAAAACUAUGCUGUCACCAUACCUCCAAGAGUGAAUGCUCACAACCGGAUCUGUACAUCAACAUUUGGUUUAACAUCAAAUAUGAAACAACAACAUAAUACACGAACAACUCAUCUCCUUACUGUUGAAGUAAUGGGCAUCCUGCAUCGUCAAUCAACCAAAAGCCAACUGAUACAGCAAUACCAUUCUCUACUUCUCUGCAACUACCUCCUCACCCAAAUAAAACUGUGGCAAAUAGGUAAACAGCUUGUCAGUAAGUGGCUGUACAUGCAGGCCCUGCAAGAGAUACCAAACACCACGCACCUAUCUUCCUCUUGACCGGGAAGCGUUUGAGGGGGGAAGAAAUAUUCUAAUUGCUUUGGUCAGUGGGAGUUUGGACCAAAAAUCCCUUAGUACUAAACAGUUCCACAUCUAUGGUUCCAUGAUGAUGAUUAAUGUAGCAAAUUCUAGACCCAGAUAUAAACUGUACCCCAGCUUGGAAUUAGAUACAGGAGCACUUAUAUUUUCAGCUAUACUUGAUAGUAGGUUUUGUUUCCUGUUCUGUUUAUAUUUGUACGUGGUUACUUAGUAAAUAGUUAAAUUCAGGCUGUGGGUACAAAUGAGUGCAGAUAUUUUACAUCUGAUCUGGAAAUUUAUCUCUACCCGUUGUAUAUGUAUUGUUCCUGGCAAGCAGCAAUAAGCUUGUGGGUAUUUGAUGUUAUGUGUAAAAAGGGAGUUGAAGUAGUCCUGAUCGUGUAUAAAAUCUUGUGUCAAUAAUCUGUGUACUUUCAUCUUUUGCGAAGUGUUUGUGAGAAAAUUAACUUGUUGUGUUGUAAGUAGCUUUACCACCAUCCUCUCAUUAUUCCUUCUGCCUGGCAUUACACUGAUGUGAUUUUGAGCCAUGUAUCCUAAAAAGAAUAUCCCAAUUUGAAUGACUUAGCUUUGCUGAUCUCAGCCAUGUUAGGUAUAGAAUCUUUGCAGCUGACCUGACCUGACCAUACUUGGGUUGGGUGGUCGUCAGUUGCCAGCCUGGCAGGAAGGGAUAUGUAAUGUUAGGUAAGGCAAGGCAGGGAGUCACAUAGGCAUACUCUUCAUUAUCUCAAAUUUACAGCUUGGAUUUUCCACUUAGUUAUUUGAAAGCGGUUAGAAAUUUUGGGUAUCACCACCUUACAAGUGAAAAACUAUUUUUCCAUAGGUUGGAAGUCUGACAACACCAUGUUCUAGUUCAACAGGUUUAUUUGAAUUCUCAAGCUUUUGGAAUGCUGCCCCUUCGUCACUUCACCUGACAGAGGGGCAGUGCUGCAAAAGCUUGUGAUUUCAAAUAAACCUGUUGGACUAUAACCUGGUGCCCUCUGACCUUGCCUACCCCAGUCCAGCACUGGCAUCUCCACUUCAUAUUUUUCCAGAGAACUCAGUUGUCGUAUUCCCUUGCAGCUAAAGAAGUCAGCCUAGAGGGGACAAGCCUGGUCAAUGAGUGUGGUAGAUUUGAAGAAAUGUUCUUUGGCACUGAAUGAAUUAUUCAAGUAGAAAGUUGUGAUUUGAUAUCGACAAUAGCUUGCUAAUGUUUUCAAAACUGGGUAAUUCAUGGAGUCAGGAUCAGAGGUGCCUCAUUGUUUUGAGCUGAAAAGAAUGUUUUCAUUGGAGGAUAAGGAAGGAAAUGAACUGAAAUGCAACCCACAGUCUGUCUCUCACUCACCCAUGCUCCUGCUGUCAUGUCUGCACUCUAUAGUUGUGCCUUUCUGUGCUGUCAUGUUUUCAUACCUGCACUCUCGCUGUCAUACCCAUGUCCUCGCUGUUGCACACUCUCUUUGUUUGAUACUAAUUGCAGAUGAUGAAAGUAAUGCUUACUAAAUAGUGAAUCAAGUUCUGUUUCUGUGAUUCGAUGCAGGGCUGGUAUUUUGAGGUUGAAAUAUUGCAUUGUCUGAAGUGAAGCCUUGGAAUUACAGAAUUGUCUCAAUAGCUCUGAUGGCUUUCAAAGUUGAAUUUCCGGAGGUUUCUUUCACAGGUAAGCUUUGUAGAUGGAACAGAACAAGUGACAGAGAGCUAUUGCUUCUCUAGUUCUGCAAGCAAGAAACAUAUCUACUGCCCAAGUGAAUACAGCAGACUUCCAACUAUUUCUGGAUAUUUCUGUUUCUUGCUCCCAGAAUUGAAGCUUUGGCCUUCUCUAAAGAUGUUUCAAAAAUCUCUCUCUUGCUGUUUUUGUUUUGGCAUCUUGUCCUGCCUUUUCUAUACUUUGGGCAUCUUUGCUUGUCUACUACAGUGUUAAGUGAUUUGGACAAACUGCCAAAUUAUCUUCCAAACAAGGCAAAUAAUUCAGUUUCCAGUUUUGAAUGCUUAAUACCUUUACAUCUGGCAAUUACACAAGUUUGAGUGCCAUCUAGGCAAGCCUGUUUGUAUUCCACUUCCAAAGCUUGUCCAGUGUUGCCAUUGUGAAAGGUAAGGUGACUCUCGGAGUUCAUUCCUGUCUUUAAACUGGAGCAAUAUUUACAAGCUGUAAUUUCUAAAACAGUUUAUUAAAUAGAACAGCUUCUCAGUUUAUGAUACACAUGAUGACUUGGAAAAGGUCAGUGUGACUAGUAGAGCCAAAACAAGGAGUGGGUGGGGGAUGUUGGAGUUAGUGAGAAUCACUGAUCAUAAAAUGUCACGUGUGGUUUUCCUUUUGGAGCUUCAAAACCAAACCCAAUUGAGUUCCUAAAAGUGGAAGAUAUCACAGACAUUUUGGAAAGCAGGUACACUAGUUAUGACAAACUGUCAUUUUCUGAAACUUCCUGCUCUGUUUGACGGUAUGUGGGAAAGCUAAAAGGAAUUUCCAGAGAGUUCAGUCUAGAAUUAUCCUUCUUCACAACUGGCUGAUGCAUACAAGCUGAACAAUGCACCGGAUCUAGGCUUAUUCUGUAUGCUCACUUGUAAUUCCACAAAGGGCUGCAGUAGCUUCCUUGUUCAAUCUGUUGAAGACUGCAGACUAAGGCUACAGUAUUCAGAAACAGUGGUACAUAUGGUGGAAGUUUGGGAAUGUCUAGACUUGACUGAACAUCGUAUUGGUAGGACUCUGGUGACUUUACCCUCUGUAAUUGUUAAUGAGUAUAGGAAUGUGGACAGCAGAACAGCAAUAUUGUACUUUAAAACAAAACAUUAAAAGAAUUUUUUAAAAUUGUUAACAGGAGUGCAAUAAUAUCUGAAAGAUUUUUGCAAAAAGUGAGUUUUGUCUCACUGAACAGAGACAAAAAAAAAACCUGCAGAUACUGGAAUCCAAAGUAGAGACACAUGAGGCUGGAAGAACACCUAGCCAAGCAGCAUCUGGAUUCUGUCUCUCCCUCCACCCCUUCCCCCCUCUUCCCCUCUUCUUUAUCUGCAGCUCCCCCUACUCCCACAGCCGCACCUAAAGAAGGGCAAAGCCAAAACGUUGACUGCUCCUUUCCUCCAGAUGCUGCCUGGCUUGCUGUGUUCUUCCAGCCUCCUGUUUGUUUACAUUGUCUCAUGGAUGCUGAAAACAAGUCUCACUUUUCUCUUCCCCAAUUUACUUGUCUUUUCAGACCCAGCUUUAUAGAAAGUAUGGGCCCUGUAUCAGUACUGAACACCAAUUAGAUGUUAUUACAAAUAAAUAGAUUUUAGCUACAGAUAAACAAUUAUAACUCCUCCCCCCCGCCCCCACCCACCUGUAUACACACAAACACAAGGACUCUGGUGUUAUGGUUGGAAGGAAAAGCUGGGAAGGCAGUUCAGUAGUCCCUGUCUAUAGUUCGUCGAGAUGAUCCUUUUUAUUUGUCAGUACUUGUUAAUUAAUUUCACUCCUCCCAGGUUUUGUUUAACUUCAUCAUUAACAACUGGUCACCACUGCAUAGACCAACAAGUCUCAUUUUAUACAUCACCUGUACUUGUUGAACAAAGCAGCAAUGUAAACACCACUUACAAAGUUUUAAUAACUUCCUUCUGGGAUUCCAUUUGCGCGGGUAGACAGAGCUGUUGUGUGAUAAAUUUGACACAUUGUGGACUAUGCAACAAUGUCUAGUCAUCUGUCAAGGUUCAUUAGUUAUUGAAGCUUCAGCUAACAUUUAAUGUGUUGACACAAGUGAUAUCAAACAAAACUGAAGUCACUGGGAGUGAGGGAAAAUGUUUAGUCUGACAUGUUAGAAUCCCUCAGCCCAGCCUGUUCAGUUGAUGUAGCAGUGAAUUGCCCUCCCUGGAAGGGCUCACUGUGCACCUGUAUGUCCCCCUUACACAGUCUAUGCUGAUGUAUCAUUGCAGAACCUGGUCUCCAAUCUUCUUGAAAUCCACUUGCUAUUGGACCGUAUCGCAAUUGAUUUGCAAAGAUCUUCCUUUGUUAAAACAAAUUGAUGUCUAUG